GCGCCGGGCGGCCCCGCCGCGCUGUCCCUGCCCGGUGAGUGCCUCCAGGCCCGGUCCCUGCCCGGGGACUGCCCCCGCUCCCUGCCCGAUGUGGACGAGUGUGCCCUGGGGCUGGACGACUGCCACCCAGAUGCUAUUUGUCAAAACACCCCGAAGCUGUACAAGUGCAUGUGCAAAGUGGGUUACACCGGUGAAGGGAGGAAAUGUGAAGACAUUGAUGAAUGUGACAACGACUUCAAUGGGGGCUGUGUCCACGAGUGUUUCAACAUUCCAGGAAAUUACCGCUGCACUUGCUACGAUGGCUUUAUGCUGGCUCACGAUGGCCACAACUGCCUGGACACGGACGAGUGCACGUUCAACAACGGUGGCUGCCAGCACGUUUGUGUCAACACCGUGGGGAGCUACGAGUGCCGCUGCAGGGAAGGGUUCUUCCUCAGCGACAACCAGCACACCUGCAUCCACCGCUCCGAAGAAGGCAUGAGCUGCAUGAACAAAGAUCAUGGCUGUGCCCACAUCUGCAGAGAAACACCCAAAGGAGGAGUUGCCUGUGAAUGCCGACCAGGAUUUGAGCUGUCCAAGAACCAGAGGAGCUGCAUUUUGACCUGUAACCACGGGAACGGGGGCUGCCAGCACUCGUGUGACGAUGCUGACAAUGGGCCUGUUUGUGGAUGUCACCCCAAGUACAUCAUGCACGUGGAUGGCAAAACCUGCCUGGAGAGGGAAGAAGCUGCUGUUGAAGUUUCUGAGGGAAACACCACAGCAGCAGCUGAUGUGGACAAGAGAGUGAAGCGACGGCUGCUUAUGGAAACGUGCGCGGUGAAUAAUGGUGGCUGCGACCGCACCUGUAAGGACACAUCCACCGGAGUCCACUGCAGCUGCCCCGUUGGAUUCACGCUCCAGUUUGAUGGCAAGACAUGCAAAGAUAUUGAUGAAUGCCAGGCCAAUAAUGGAGGCUGUGAUCAUUUCUGUAAAAACACUGUUGGCAGUUUUGAUUGCAGCUGCAGAAAAGGAUUUAAAUUAUUAACAGAUGAGAAGUCCUGUCAAGACAUUGAUGAGUGCUCCUUCGAGCGGGCGUGCGACCACACGUGCAUCAACCACCCCGGCACCUUCGAGUGCACAUGUAACAAGGGAUAUGCCCUGUAUGGCUUCACACACUGUGGAGAUAUUAAUGAAUGUAGCAUCAACAACGGUGGUUGCCAGCAGCUGUGUGUGAACACACCGGGAGAUUAUGAGUGCCUGUGUCACUCUAACUACAAGCUACACUGGAAUAAAAAGGACUGUGUUGAGACAAAAGAUCCCUUGUCUGAUAAUGUGUCACCCAAGGUAUUGCUGCACUGCAUUAAGAGUGGUGGGAGUGAUAGAUGCUUUCUGAGCUGCUCUCCGGAUGUCCAGGUAUUCUCUGGAACACAAGAUGCCUACACCCUCACCUGUGGCAGGUCCUCUCAGCUUAAGAAAAAGCAGCAAAAUGCAAACGCUUCCAGCUGGCUGGAUGCUCCAGCCAUCAAGAUAAGCAUAACCUUUAAAUUAAAUGAAGGAAAAUGUAGUUUGAAAAAGACUGAGAUGUUUCAAGAAGGUCUGGAACAGAUGAUACCAGAGAGACAAAAUUCAGUAAUGGAGAGCUUCCACUAUGUAAACCUAACAUGCAGCUCUGGCAAGAAAGUUCAUGGAGCCCUCAGUAGACUGACAGCGACUAGAGAGAUUUUUAUCACUGCGGACUUUGAGCUUGAAACGAGCCGGAAGGAGGUGACAGACACGUGUGACGUGCGCUGUGCCCGGAAGAAGACGGAAAAGCGGUUCCGUAAAACCAUCCGAACCUUACGGAAGACGGUCAGCAGGGACCAGUUCCGCAUCCGCGUCUCUGGCACGGACCACGAGGUGGCCAGAAAGGCUCUCAAGCCACCGGAGCCACAGCAGUCCUGUGGUGUGGGACAGCAGCAGCCGGGUAACAGAUGUGAUCAGUGCUCCCCUGGUGAAUAUUCUCCUGAUGGCUUCAAGCCCUGCCUGCCGUGUCCCCUUGGAACAUACCAGCCUGAGGCUGGGAGAGUGUCCUGCUUUCCCUGUGGAGGAGGUCUAACAACAAGGCACAGCGGAGCAUCCUUGUUCCAGGACUGCGAGACCAAAGUUCAGUGUUCUCCUGGCCAUUUUUACAACACCACAACUCACCGAUGCAUUCGCUGUGCGACUGGGACAUACCAGCCUGAGUUUGGACAAAAUUACUGCAUUUCCUGCCCUGGAAACACCACUACUGAUUUUGAUGGGUCAACAAACAUAACACAGUGCAAAAACAGGCAGUGUGGAGGGGAAUUGGGAGAUUACACUGGAUAUAUUGAAUCACCUAACUAUCCUGGGGACUACCCUGCAAACACCGAGUGCACUUGGAAUAUCAACCCACCGCCCAAGCGCCGCAUCCUGAUCGUGGUUCCAGAAAUAUUCCUGCCCAUAGAAGACGAGUGUGGAGACUACCUGGUGAUGAGAAAAAGCUCUUCCUCCAACUCGGUGACCACAUAUGAGACCUGCCAGACCUACGAGCGCCCCAUAGCUUUCACUUCCAGGUCUAAGAAACUGUGGAUCCAGUUCAAGUCGAAUGAAGGGAACAGUGCCAAAGGAUUCCAAGUUCCUUAUGUAACCUAUGAUGAGGAUUACCAAGAACUAAUAGAAGACAUUGUUCGGGAUGGCAGACUUUAUGCAUCUGAAAAUCAUCAAGAAAUACUUAAGGACAAGAAGCUGAUAAAAGCAUUGUUUGACGUGUUGGCGCAUCCACAGAACUACUUCAAGUACACAGCCCAAGAGUCAAGAGAGAUGUUCCCGAGAUCCUUCAUUCGGCUGCUGCGCUCCAAAGUUUCCAGAUUUUUGAGGCCUUACAAAUAGUUGGCACUGUACUUAAAAGCUAAACCAGCCCUGGGCAUGCACAGAGGGGCUGUGGUAGGUGGGGCUGCUCUCUGUGUUUUACACACUGGCAGAGACACUCCAGGGAAGCUCGCCAGCUCCGUUCUUGGCAGUUUGGUUUUCUCAGCUAAUAUAAAUAUUUUGGUGAACAGAAUUUUGAUUCUUUUCCAGAUAAUACCUUUUGGUUACCAAAGGAUACUUCACGGGUCCCUGAAUUGGAGACUGCCCAUGACUUCUGUAACUGAAUGGUGCCAAGCAGAAGUUUGCAGAGCUCUGCCCUGUUGUUUCAUCAGCACCUCUAAAAGCUAAUGAGGACAGAUGGGCUAAGUAGUGUGGUUUGGGAUGAACCCUGGGCUGCCAUUAAUGCAUGUUACCUCAACAAAGCUGGGUUCAUGUUUGGUCUCGCUGAAAGUGAGAACAGGAUUGAUGUCUCUCUUAACAUUUGCUAUGCAGGAAAUUCAGAGCUAAGGUUGACAUAGUUUUAAUUCAAACCAGUGAGUCCAAGAACUGCACAAGGUGCAGCUUUUCUCUGAGCUACAUGUGGCAUGAAGCAAAGCGUGGAGUAUCAGCUUGAGUAUUCAGAGUCUGUCUCACAUAGUGUCCAUGCCAGUGACCUAUUGGCUUACAUGGAGUGAUACCAGAAUAAACUGUGGGCACCACAGCAAUGGAAAACAGGCCCUGACCCACUGGACAUUUCCAUUCUGGAUGGUCUGCAACUGUUAGAUCAGAUUCUUUCCUAAAUCCCAAUGUUGUCCCUGCACAUAGGCCUGGGACAGCAAAAGGCAUCUUCCAAGUUGUGUAAAAUUCUGUCCUCUGAGCACCUGCAGGUGAACACAGAUCCCCACUUCAAAUGCAGGCUUUGCAUAGGUAAUACUCUUGGUACGACACUGUUUAAAGCUGACUAUGUUUCUUGUAUGAACCUCAGUUGUGUUAUAUUCUCUACCUUUUCUGAGCACCUUGCAAUGACCUUGUUGAGCAGAGAAGAGCUGCUUUCCCUGUCUGGCUGGAGAGAAGGAGAGGUGCAAUGAUUCAGCCAGACUGGCCACAAAAGUUGUCUAUGGCAAAUUGUUCCUCAGGAUUCUCAGGCUCUGUAUCCUUCUCCUCAGGCUGUGUUUCUUAUUGGAGACAAAGCUGUUCUGAGAGGGUCUGUAGGGAAGUCUGUGUUGAUCAAAAUGUUGUCUCAGUGCUAUUCUGUCCACACCUACAUCUCCUCUGGCCACUCAAUCCAUUUUCUCAGAGUAAUGUACCUUGAGGACCUUCUCCCUUGAAGGGAUAUAGCCACAGUCCCAUCCAUUUGCAAAUGGAGUUAUGACUUCUGUCUUUUGAUCACUGGCCAUGCCAAGGGGUGCAAUGGGCACCAAACUCCCUCUCUGUGCCAUCUUAGGAAUGGUACUUACAUUUCACAGGGUAGCCAGGAUAAAUGCUCCCUUUCCCAGGGUUUGCAGUCAGACCUGCUGGGUUUCAUUGCAUUGGCAUGUGGUAUUUAACUGCUGUAUGUGAAUAACACCACAAGCACAGUGUGACAGAGGAAACCCUCACCAAGAGCUGGGCUCUGAAUCUCCUCCCUGCACUUUUGGAAGCAAGUGGGUGCUCCUGACUCAGCCUUGCUGAGCUGCUGUGCCACGGUGCAUGUGGGACAAGGACACAUCUUGGCCAUGGUGUGAUGGGGAGGGAUGAGGCUUUGGGUACAGCUGGGGAGCGGAGCCUCUCAGGAUGGGGCUGUGGGGUGCUGUGCCCCUCUUGCUGCUGGGGAGGAGCUGCCAUGGCCUGGCCAGAGAUGGGAAAUGGUUUGUGCUGGUGCCAGGAGAGAGAGCUGUGUCUCCCAGCUGCACUGGGGCUCCAGCAGCGCUGGGGGAUGGCUGUGGCAGGGUGGGGAGCCCACAGCAGGAACAGGGCUACAGGAACAGGGUUUCAGGAGCAGGAACAGAGCUGCAGAAACAGGAGCAGGCCUGCAG
This is a messenger RNA of Pseudopodoces humilis (Tibetan ground-tit), 4841 nucleotides long. RefSeq names its product signal peptide, CUB domain and EGF like domain containing 2 (gene SCUBE2). Lineage: Eukaryota; Metazoa; Chordata; Aves; Passeriformes; Paridae. Gene Ontology annotation, biological process: signal transduction. Gene Ontology annotation, molecular function: calcium ion binding. Gene Ontology annotation, cellular component: cell surface. The record is from RefSeq and is a predicted model, not a curated record.